AUAAUCAAAAUUAUUGAAUUGGGUAUUUUAUGUUGCAAUUCUCCUUGAAGUUCAAGCACAAUUUUCGAUUUUGUUCUACUUUUAGAAUCAAUUAAUCUAUCUUUCCCGACUCUGGAAAUCCCACCACGCUCUCCACUGUAAAACCUUGCCCUUACCCUAAAACUCUUCUCUCAUGGCGACCGCCACCGCGGACGAGCAACCGCCCUGCGAAAACGGCUCCACAAAUGCCGCAGGGCUUGUAACACAACCAACUAUAAACCCUACAGCAGACUCUGUUGAAUCCCCACAAAACCGAAACCCAGAAAGCUCUGACCCCGACUCAGCCGAGGCCAUCGAACCCACCACCACUACCCCACCUGCGGAGAAGCGCUGGCCCGGAUGGCCAGGGCACUGCGUGUUUCGGCUUAUAGUACCUGUUUUAAAAGUUGGAAGCAUUAUUGGACGCAAGGGCGAGCUCAUUAAGAAGAUGUGUGAGGAGAGUCGAGCUCGCAUUAAAGUACUUGAUGGCCCCGUUGGCAAUCCUGACCGCAUUGUGUUGGUAUCAGGAAAGGAAGAGCUGGAGGCACCUGUUUCUCCUGCAAUGGAUGCGACAAUUAGAGUUUUCAAACGAGUUUCAGGGUUGCCUGAAAAUGAUGGUGAUGCCAAAGCAGCUGGAGCUGGAUUUUGCUCAGUGCGGUUGUUGGUGGCAUCUACACAAGCAAUUAGUUUAAUAGGAAAGCAGGGUUCAUUGAUUAAGUCUAUUCAAGAAAGCACUGGUGCUUCUGUGCGUGUACUUUCAGGAGAAGAAGUGCCAUUUUAUGCUGCCAGAGAUGAGAGGGUUGUGGAGAUGCAAGGAGAAGCUGCAAAAGUUCUCAAAGCUCUAGAAGCAGUGGUUGGACAUCUGAGGAAGUUCUUGGUUGAUCAUAGUGUUCUUCCUCUUUUUGAAAAGACAUACAACACAGCUCUCUCUCAAGAGCGUCAAGUGGAGACUUGGGCUGACAAGUCAUCACUGCAUACGGCUCAAAGUAGAAUUAGCUCUGAGUAUACUCCCUCAACAAGGAGGGAAUCUUUGUACUUGGAACGUGAACCACAAUUGGAGUCACGUUUUAGAUACUCUGGAAUUUCACUCUAUGGACAAGACCCUGCAAUUUCAGCAAUAUGUUCAUCAGGAGUUAGUGGUCCUAUUGUUACACAGGUUGCACAAACUAUGCAAAUACCAAUAUCUUAUGCUGAGGACAUCAUUGGUAUUGGAGGCAAUAGUAUUGAACACAUCCGUCGAACUAGUGGGGCCAUCAUAACUGUCCAAGAGAGCAGGGGAUUACCUGAUGAAAUCACUGUAGAAAUUAAAGGCUCCUCAUCACAGGUCCAGAUGGCUCAACAACUGAUUCAGGAAUUUAUGAACAAUCACAAAGAACCAGUUACAAGCAGCUAUGGAAAGAUAGACACUGGUUAUAGAUCUUCAUAUUCUCAAUUGGGGAGUUCAUUGUACUCGUCAUCGUCAUUAUCGUCACAACUUUAUGGUGGCUAUGGUUCUUCUGGUGUUGGUGGCUAUGGUAGUUAUCGGCUUUGAGUGGACAGUCAAAGAAUCAUCACCCUCCUUGUUUGGACUAAUUUCCUUCUGAUUAAAGGUCAGAGAAUCACUCUUGGAAUGAAGUGUGUAAAGUUACUGAAAAAACUUAGUUGGAGGUUUUGGUUUAUGUUGUAUUGUGCAGAUAUUAUGCGCUGGUCUUGUUUAAGGUAGCUAAAUGGAAAUGAAUAACGAAACUAAUUCUGAUUUUCUCA
Molecule: messenger RNA, 1761 nt
Organism: Mangifera indica (mango)
Lineage: Eukaryota; Viridiplantae; Streptophyta; Magnoliopsida; Sapindales; Anacardiaceae
Product: RNA-binding KH domain-containing protein PEPPER
Exons: 6
Coding region: 173-1549 (458 amino acids)
Biological process (GO): regulation of gene expression
Cellular component (GO): cytoplasm; nucleus
Molecular function (GO): mRNA binding
Source: RefSeq, a predicted model, not a curated record